AUGCCGAAAGUUUUCCUCACUGGGGCGAAUGGCUUCCUAGCCACACAUAUCUUGAGCCAACUCGUCGAAAAUGGCUAUGAAGUCACCGGAACCGUUCGCACUCAGUCCAAAGCGGAGGAUGUUUUCGUAGCCCAUCCCAGUUUCAAAUCCAAAGUCAAGCUUGUCGUUGUGCCAGAUCUUUCAGCUGCCGGCGCAUACGACCAGAUCCUCAAGGAAACACGUUUUGAUUACAUUAUUCAUACUGCAUCCCCUGUACCGGAUGGAAGUGGCAAGGAUUUCGACGAGGACUUCUUGCGGCCUGCGGUCCAGGGGAACCUGGAGCUUCUCAAUGCCGCUCUCACCUAUUCCAAGGCACUCACACAUUUUUGCUUCACUGGCAGUGUUGUGUCGGUCACCGAUGUCACAAAGCCGUUUUCUGGUAAAGCCUUGACCGCCAACGAUUGGAAUGAGGUCGAUCCCGACGUAGCUCGCAAGGCACAGCACGGGGGCGUGAGUUAUAUGUACGCGAAAACAUUGGCUGAGAAGGCUUUGUGGAAGUUUGUGGAGGAUAAGACACCUGACUUUACCGUCUCUGUCAUUUUAUCCCCCUUUAUCAUAGGCCCACCCUUACAGCGACUUGAUGAGAAGGCAUUCGGGAAGGGCAGAACAAACUUGAGCUCGGAUGUAUUUUACGACAACUUCUUGAGGCCCGGCACCGAUGGUAAGCCUCUGUUCAGUGCCUACAUCGACGUCCGAGAUCUCGCGAUACUGCAUGUCCGAGCCUUGACUGAGGCGAGUGACAAGAAUCGCAGGAUAUUGUUGGCCAAUCCGGAGCCAUUGUUUGCAGGAACGGUGUUGGAGAUACUGAGAGAGGAAUAUCCGCAACUCAGAGAGCGUCUAUCCUCAGUCCCCGGUGCGGCGAUGGUGGCCAGCAAGGAGGAAGAUACGGAACACCCAUACCGAAUCGACGAUUCGGACACUAGGAGCGUAUUCGGGGACAAGAUUUAUCGAUCACUGAGGGAGACGGUGAUCGAUACUGCUAACAGACUUCUCGAGAUUGAAUGA
Messenger RNA from Exophiala spinifera, 1044 nucleotides. RefSeq lists its product as uncharacterized. Gene Ontology annotation, molecular function: oxidoreductase activity, acting on the CH-OH group of donors, NAD or NADP as acceptor. NCBI's taxonomy places the organism in Eukaryota, Fungi, Ascomycota, Eurotiomycetes, Chaetothyriales, Herpotrichiellaceae. The transcript has 5 exons. Bases 1 to 1044 code for a protein of 347 amino acids. The record is from RefSeq and is a predicted model, not a curated record.